This is a messenger RNA of Ictalurus furcatus (blue catfish), 2986 nucleotides long. It is a transcript of the gene tapt1a, whose product is annotated as transmembrane anterior posterior transformation 1a. Gene Ontology annotation, cellular component: ciliary basal body; endoplasmic reticulum membrane. The transcript is spliced from 14 exons. NCBI's taxonomy places the organism in Eukaryota, Metazoa, Chordata, Actinopteri, Siluriformes, Ictaluridae. The coding region runs from base 29 to 1768 and encodes 579 amino acids. The record is from RefSeq and is a predicted model, not a curated record. Gene Ontology annotation, biological process: positive regulation of cilium assembly; maintenance of protein localization in endoplasmic reticulum.
AUACAAUAAAAAAAGCGUGAAAUAAAAAAUGGCGGACUCGCUCUGUGGAGGUUUGUCAGAGGAAAUAUAUCCAAAGAAGGACAGCUCGGAGCGGGUGACACGCUCUUGGAGAAAGGUGGUAAGGACUGGUAAAAGCGACCCUGAGACAGAAAUGGCGGAAACUCUGGGGUGUUAUGAUGGACAGUGUGGGAAAGAGGAGCGGCGCGAGCACUCAGACGAAGACGAGGCAGACGAGCCGUCUAUUCUGAGAUUCAUGUGUGCCGAGUUAACCAGAGGUUACUUCCUGGAGCACAACGAGGCCAAGUACACGGAGCGCAGAGAGAGAGUCUACACGUGCAUGAGGAUCCCGAAAGAGCUGGAGAAGCUCAUGAUGUUCGGCUGCUUCCUGUGCCUCGACGCGUUCCUCUACGUGUUCACCUUACUGCCCCUCCGAACCCUGCUCGCCUUCCUGAGACUGCUGACCAUCCCCUGCUGUGGGCUUGGCAGCUCUCGGUUCCUGCAGCCAGCCCAGGUGUGUGACCUGCUGAAGGGGCUGAUCAUGGUGCUGUGCUGCUCCAUGAUGCAUUACGUGGAUUACGCCAUGAUGUACCAUCUAAUCCGAGGACAGUCCGUCAUCAAACUCUACAUCAUCUACAACAUGCUGGAGGUGGCAGACCGUCUCUUCUCCUCCUUCGGCCAGGACAUUCUGGACGCUCUGUACUGGACCGCCACCGAGCCGAAGUCCAGGAAGAGAUCUCACAUCGGACUCAUUCCGCAUUUCAUCAUGGCCGUCUUCUACGUCUUCCUGCACGCCAUCCUCAUCAUGGUCCAGGCCUCCACGUUAAACGUGGCCUUCAACUCGCACAACAAGUCUCUGCUCACCAUCAUGAUGUCCAACAACUUUGUGGAGAUCAAAGGAAGCGUCUUUAAAAAGUUUGAGAAAAAUAACCUCUUUCAGAUGUCUAACAGCGACAUUAAGGAACGCUUCACUAACUGCAUCCUGCUGCUGAUUGUGUGUCUGAGGAACAUGGAGCAGUUCUCCUGGAACUCAGAUCACCUGUGGGUGCUGCUUCCAGACGUCUUCAUGGUGGUGGCCUCCGAGGUGGCCGUGGACGUCGUAAAGCACGCGUUCAUCACCAAAUUCAACGACAUCACUGCAGACGUGUACAGUGAAUACAAAGCCAGCUUGGCCUUUGAGCUCGUCAGCAGCCGGCAGCAGUAUGCGUACACAGACUACAGUGACUCGGUGGCCAGGAGAAUGGGCUUCAUCCCUCUACCUCUAGCUGUUCUGGUGAUCCGAGUGGUGAUGAGCUCGGUGAAGAUCCAGGGAGCGCUCGCGUCUGUCAGUCUGCUGCUCUUCUACCUAGGAAUGAUCACACUCAAAGUGUUGAACAGUAUAGUUCUGCUGGGAAAAUCCUGCCACUAUGUUAAAGAGGCCAAGAUGGAGGGGAAGCUGUUUGAUAAACCUCAAACUCCAGCGCCGAAAACGACUCCAAGAACACCCAGCCAUGCCAAAUCCCCGUCUCCGACAGAUAAGCCAAAAUCCCAGAAUCCCUCUCCCUCCAUCACCUCCAUCACCAAGCAGCCUGCCCCGCGCUCAUCAGAGCUCCUCCCCCCAGCUCCAAACCCUGUCACCAUGGAAACCAGCGAGCCUGCUCCAGAGAGUCCCUCUAAAGCAGAGGAGGACAGCAGCGAGACUCCUCACGGCACCGAGCUCAAACACAGAACACAGAAGAAAGACCUGCUGGAGAUCGAUCGCUUCACGCUGUGUGGCAACCGCAUACUUUAACCGCCGCAGCUUCAGCUCAGAGACGAGACCGAAACGCCGCGCCCGGCGUGUCCCCGGGAGGGGGUGGAGGGCCGGACGAGACACACAGGAGAUACACGGCGAGAUGAACAUUCCAGUGACGUGGAAUCUGCUGUCCAGCGUCCUCUCCUUGUUUUAGACUUGAAUAGAGAGUGCAGUGGAUCUGCGCUUUCCUGAACCUUCUGCCACAAUGCGAGAAAUUUCAGACAAACGUCAGACAUUUCAGAAGGACAGAAAGUUUUUAAAUGUGAUUAGGUAUAAUGAUCUCAGAGAUCAAAAUCGAAUAAACAGGCAACCCAGCGUUGAUUAUAUAGGGGUCCAAGACGAAAACCGUGUUUCAUAUUUAAAAAUAAAACGGUACAGUAUACUUUUAUUGCUUUACAGAUGAUAGAAACCCAUAAAAUAACACCACAUUUGCAUAAUAUUUUAAGAUGUUUCCUGUAACGGCGAGCCCUGAAGCUUUGAUUCCACUUAUACCACAGCAGUUUGCCAACACUGUCGUUUUUAUCCGUUUAAAGCUACAUUAUGUUGUGGAGCAGCUGCGAAAUGAGUUCCUAUUAUCACUUACGUUAAAGCAGCUAUAAAUUAUACUUACAGUACCGAACCCUCCUUUUUUUUUCCCCCCCUCUCCUCUUGUCUUUCUUGAAGACAAAUAAAAAAUAAUAAUAAUCUGAAGUGGCGGAAAAUUUAAAGGUACAGCUUUACUGCUGACUCUUCUAACAAAGCUCUGACACUAGAGACUCCUUCCAAAAACCGUUAAAUAAACGUCUCCUUAGAGAAAACGUCGCCGCGAUAAUAAUUAGAGGUUUUCCUCCGCUAGAUCGUCGAAAGGUUUAGAUUACGUGGAGCAGCCACCGUACAGGUCCCUGGGAAUUAGCCGUCACUAUGGAAACGGUAUCGCGUUAGAAGGAGAAUAUAGACGGUUUCUGAUCAGACGAUCGGAUUCCGCCGUACAAACGUAACUAUAACUACAAGAUACGCAGAUUUUUAAAAAUAAAAUAAUAUAGAAAUCUUACAGUGGAAUUUAUAUAUAUAUAUGAAACCAUGAAAAUAAUUACAAUAACUUAUUUUAACUGACUAGAAAAACAUUUUCGCCUUGAACCCGUAAAUACGCUGUGUUGCUUGUUUAUUAAAUAUAUCGAUGUAGUAAUUAAUAAAGCAUCAUCUCAAGAGAACGCAUUAGGCCGGGUUUAGUACAGG